AUGUUGCAGAUGCUCAGUCUAACUGCCCAGACGACAGACCAAAAGGACUGGCCAGGCAUUGUGAGGAACACCCUUCUACCCAGGGCUGUUGACAACCUACUGCAUCAGAGCCAAAAACAACUGGACAACAAAGGAAGAGUACUACUGACUCAUGACUCAAGCGAGAGUUAUGGCUACAAAGAGCUCACCAAGAUCAUAAUAUUCCUGGCCCACAACCUCAUGGGUCUGAAACAGGAGACAGAGGGGAGGAGGGCUGUCAGUGCAGUGCCAGAGGAAAAUGAGGCUGCAGCAGAGCCAGUGAGCAAGGCACCACAUCAUGAAGCAUGUAGUAGCCUGGACAUCGCCUUUGAGGAAAUCUUACAAGAGAGGCAGUCACAGGGACGGUCCGUGAGUACCACAUCAGCAGAAACUCAAGUGCAGACCUACCUCUCAGAAAAAAACACCCCUAAGAAAAGCGACCCACUUCAGUACUGGAAAGAACAUGCUAUUCAGUUUCACUCUAUGGCUGCUGUUGCAACCCAGUAUCUCAGUGCCCCCUGCAGCUCUGUGGACAGUGAGAGACUUUUUAGUGCCGUUGCAAAUGUCCUUGAUGAGAACAGAAACAGGCUCAAACCUGACAAGAAGUAUCGGAUCGGGACUCGGUAUCGGUAGAUACUCAAAAUCAAAUGACUCGGACUCGGACUCAAGGGCAAAAAAACCUGAUCGGGACAUCCCUAGUUA
Sinocyclocheilus grahami is the source of this 720-nucleotide messenger RNA. RefSeq lists its product as uncharacterized. NCBI's taxonomy places the organism in Eukaryota, Metazoa, Chordata, Actinopteri, Cypriniformes, Cyprinidae. Gene Ontology annotation, molecular function: protein dimerization activity. The transcript is spliced from 3 exons. The record is from RefSeq and is a predicted model, not a curated record. Bases 1 to 651 code for a protein of 216 amino acids.